Parasteatoda tepidariorum (common house spider) is the source of this 833-nucleotide messenger RNA. RefSeq lists its product as uncharacterized. The record is from RefSeq and is a predicted model, not a curated record. NCBI's taxonomy places the organism in Eukaryota, Metazoa, Arthropoda, Arachnida, Araneae, Theridiidae.
UAAAUCAUUUCUAUUUGAAAUUUCUUGUGCGUAUGUUGUACAGUUUCCAGAAGCUUUAAAAACAACUAUGUUCAAGGCGAUAAAGAAGCUCUUCGGACGCGGAGGAAAGAAAGGGAAGAAGGAAGAGAGACAGGUGCUGAUUUUGAAUGAAGAAGUGAAAGAUGCUGAUGUUUGGAGUGUUGAUGAAGAAGAGAUGGAACAGCGGCCUGACUGUAAGGAAGAUCGCGUGCAGGCCCGAUUCAGCGAAGAAUACGAUGGAGUGGGCAAUGUCUAUCUCGUAGUCAAGCCUCCGGAAGUUUGGUAUCCAGGCCAUCAUACCGAUGACUAUGGAUGGUGUGAAGAAUCUGGUUACAACACCAAGAAGUUCCAGCUCAUAUGGGAGUGGAUCCAGACCAAAGACGACGGAUGGUAUCCUUACGAAGAAGAUGAAGAAUUCGAUUUUUUCAAUGAAGAUCAGAAAAAAAAGGACCCAAAGCCACGUUUGUCAUGUGGUGAAAAUAGAGGUGUGCAAAUCAAGGAAAGAACUGGGCAGUGGUUGGAGAAAGCAUCAAAAGAGAAAUUUCCCGAAAUCCACUAUGACAUGAUUGGUUUUGAGAGGAACUGGAAAGAUUUUGAUGACUACGAGUGGACAGUGCCAGACGAUGAAGUCAGGAUUGGCUUAAGAUUAACGAAGGAGGAGGAAAACGAAGAAGAUUUUUGCGAAUGGAACUCCGCAAACUACUAAAAAUGGAGAUGGAAUGGUGGAAGCAAAUUAUCUCGAAAAUUAAUCCAACGCAGCUAAUUUUAGAAAGUUAAUUUUAGAGUUAAAAAAUUUAAAUAAUUUAAUAUUUUAU